Messenger RNA from Ictalurus furcatus (blue catfish), 1675 nucleotides. It is a transcript of the gene sumf2, whose product is annotated as sulfatase modifying factor 2. NCBI's taxonomy places the organism in Eukaryota, Metazoa, Chordata, Actinopteri, Siluriformes, Ictaluridae. Gene Ontology annotation, cellular component: endoplasmic reticulum. The record is from RefSeq and is a predicted model, not a curated record. The transcript is spliced from 9 exons. Bases 193 to 1116 code for a protein of 307 amino acids.
CCGAGUAAGAGAAUCGAGUCUGCUGAUGGUCCGGCAGUAAAAUUUGAGUGAAUUAUUACACUAUAUUGUAUUUUUGAAAUGUUUAAUGUAAAAUAAAAAUUCCUGUAAUUCGUUUAUUUUAAGUUCUUCUGAAGUAUUUUUCACGACAUUAUUCAGAUUUUUUUUUGUGCAGCUUUAAACAGCUGUGCACAAAUGGCUAUGAGAUUUGUGAACACCAUGUUCUUUACAUUCAUACUUUUAUGGAGUAACAUUAUGUUGUGUGUAACAGCUGAUGAGAGUAUGGUGUUGGUCUCUGGUGGGAACAUGAAAAUAGGAACAAAUGCUGCUGAUGGCCAAGACGGCGAAUCUCCUGCCAGAGCUGUGAAAGUCGAGACGUUUAAGAUGGACAAAUAUCCUGUAACUAACUCCGAUUUUAGGGAAUUUGUCAGAUUGCAAAAAUAUAAAACAGAGGCUCAAACAUUUGGAUGGAGUUUUGUGUUCCAGGAUUUUGUGUCUGAGGAGCUGAAAAGCAAAAUCACUCAGAGAAUUGAGUCUGCACCCUGGUGGUUGCCAGUCGAGAAAGCAUUUUGGAGACAGCCAAGUGGACCAAAUUCUACCAUCAAAGACCGUCUAGACUCUCCGGUUGUGCAGGUGAGCUGGAACGAUGCUCAGGCUUACUGUAAGUGGAAGAAGAAGAGGCUGCCCAGUGAAGAGGAGUGGGAAAUAGCUGCACGUGGAGGGCUGGAUGGAAGGAUGUACCCAUGGGGGAACAAGUUCCUCCAAAAUCGCACCAAUUUGUGGCAGGGGUCUUUCCCAGAAAGGGACACAGCUGAAGAUGGUUAUCAUGGUGUAGCUCCUGUAACUGCGUUUCCUCCGCAAAAUAAUUACGGACUGUAUGAUAUGUUGGGUAAUAUUUGGGAGUGGACAUCUACACGUUUUACUUCGCCUCAGAUGAUGUAUGUACUGCGCGGUGCGUCAUGGAUCGACACAGCUGAUGGAUCAGCCAAUCACAGGGCACGUGUCACCACCCGAAUGGGGAACACCCCAGAUUCAGCAUCAGACAACUUGGGCUUUCGCUGUGCUUUGGACAUCAAGAGCAAAAAACAGAGCAAGAGCAAAGGAAAAACUGAGUUGUGAGGACCUAAUGGAUAAAACAGUGAUUAUGUAAACAGUCAGACACUUUACUAAUGCAUCUCUCCUGUGGAGACCAGAACCAGACAUUGAUUAUGGAAAAUCAUUCCACUUAACACUGAGAAAAUAAAAACAGCAUUUUUUAACGUCCUUGUUCAUUAUUAUUAUUAUUAUUAUUAUUAUUAUUAUUAUUAUUAUUAUUAUUAUAUAUUUUUAAAACUGUUUUUAAAAUGUAAUAACUGUAGAUUCUACAUAUAUGCUCAAUGCUCAGCAGCACCAAAGAUUAUUUUAUUCAAAAUUCUUUUGCUCUAUAUUGAAAUUGCCGUACCUGAUCACAAUUAUUCAGACAAUUUAGGAGCAUGAGUCCAUGAUUGGGACGCCAAAAUAUUGGUAAUAAUCUUUCAACACUGAAUCUCUGGCAACCUGCAUUUUACCCAUUAAAUUGUUAAAUCUUAGGCUACUAUCAUUUUUUAUUUUUUAUUAGCAAAUAGACAAUUUACUUUUUAAUAAGUUACUUUCAAUCUAAAGUUUUGGUAACAGGAUUGUACAUAUUGUUGAAAAUAAA